AUGGGCUUCAUAUGGACUACGGUUUUGCUAUCUUUUCUUACUCUCCUACUAUGGCUUUCACCUAAGCUAUAUACCGCGCGGAAUUUUUUCACAAAAUUAUCAGCUCGUGGCUUGCCAAUGCCACCUCAUAAUUUCCUAGCUGGCCAUCUUAUCGAGCUAGGCAAUGUCAUUAAAAGUUUCCCAGCAGAUGCACUAAAAGUAUACCUUUUUGCUGCUCUCGCCCGCAAAUACUCCCGCAAUGGCAUUUUCUACCUUGAUCUAUAUCCCUUUGCUGCCCCAUUCCUGAUUAUCACUUCUCCGUUUCUCGCAAAUCAAGCUGUACAAUCUACUCCGAUAGCAUAUCGCAAGCCUGAUGCUCUGAGAACUUGGGUUUGGAGCAUCGCAGGUGGUAUCAGUAUGUUUGAUGCGGAAUAUGACGAGUGGAAGAAUCUACGAGGUCUUUUCGCCAGGGGGUUCAGCAACAAGUAUCUAAUGAAUUUGGUUCCCGGUAUCACAGAUGAGGUUGAAAUCUACACGGAAGGAUUAAGAGAAAAGGCAAGAAAUGGGGAGAUAAUUGAGCUAGAUGGGAUCAAUUUGAGAUUUAUGAUUGAUUUGAUUGGGAAUACUGCUCUGAACGCAAAGCUCAACGCUCAGAGAGGGUAUAAUCCUCUUGCAGAUACCAUGUUGAAUCAAAUCAAAAGUAAACUAGCAAAUCAAGAAGUAAACCCUCUCCAAUGGCUCAAUUUCGUACGUCCAAUUAAAGAGUGGCGCAAUGGUCGGAAAAUGGAUGCAUAUAUCAACGUAGAACUUGACAAGCGCUUUGAGGCUUACAAAGUAUCUAAGAAUUCCGAAACAAACGGCCAUCUGGAAGACAAAGCAGAACCCUUCAAAUCAAUCAUUGAUUUAGUUAUCGAGGACUACAUAGCUGAUCCUGCUCGAAUCGAUGCAACCAGUCUUGACCAAGAAUUCCGCACCAUCGCUACUCGUAACAUCCGACUCCUUCUCUUCGCCGGACAUGAUUCAACAGGUAGUGCCAUAUCCUGGUGUUACUAUCUUCUUUCCAAAAAUCCCUCCGCCCUCGAAAAACUCACCCAAGAACACGAUUCAGUAUUCGGAACUGACAUUCCCGCUGUUCCAAAACUUAUUAAAGAGGACUCGACUAUCAUCAAUCAAUUGCCAUAUACAACCGCCGUUAUCAAAGAAACUCUUCGUCUCUUUCCACCCGCAUCUAGUAUUAGACAAGGACUCAAAGGUGUGGACUUGGUUGAUGAAGAGGGAAACAUUUAUCCAACUGAGAAUUGCAUGUUAUACACGCUCCACUUGCCAAUUCAACAUGAUUCAAAAUAUUGGGCACGUCCUAAAGAAUUUCUUCCUGAGAGAUGGCUUGCACAACCAGGCGAUGAAUUGUAUUGUGAUACAAAGGGAGCUUGGAGGCCAUUUGAGUUGGGACCAAGGAAUUGUAUCGGGCAGGCUUUGGUGAUGAUGGAAUUGAAAAUUAUAUUGUCCAUGGUCGUCAGGGAGUUGGAUGUACAGGAUGCUUAUGAAGAAUGGGAUAAGAAAUUUGGGGAUAAAAAGGGGAUGAAAGAAAUAGACGGAGAAAGAUCAUAUCAAGUUGAUGGAGGAGCUGCCCAUCCUGCAGAUGGAUUUCCUUGCAGGGUAUCGUUCAGGAAGGGUGAGGCAUCGACAUAA
Molecule: messenger RNA, 1668 nt
Organism: Botrytis byssoidea
Lineage: Eukaryota; Fungi; Ascomycota; Leotiomycetes; Helotiales; Sclerotiniaceae
Exons: 3
Coding region: 1-1668 (555 amino acids)
Molecular function (GO): iron ion binding; oxidoreductase activity, acting on paired donors, with incorporation or reduction of molecular oxygen; monooxygenase activity
Source: RefSeq, a predicted model, not a curated record